Messenger RNA from Mya arenaria, 3434 nucleotides. RefSeq names its product 3-keto-steroid reductase/17-beta-hydroxysteroid dehydrogenase 7-like. NCBI's taxonomy places the organism in Eukaryota, Metazoa, Mollusca, Bivalvia, Myida, Myidae. Gene Ontology annotation, cellular component: endoplasmic reticulum membrane. The record is from RefSeq and is a predicted model, not a curated record. Bases 126 to 1205 code for a protein of 359 amino acids. Gene Ontology annotation, biological process: cholesterol biosynthetic process. Gene Ontology annotation, molecular function: 3-beta-hydroxysteroid 3-dehydrogenase (NADP+) activity. The transcript is spliced from 10 exons.
UUAGAACAACACCGACAGCUGUUAACUAAAAGCAGCUGAGCAUUAAUGAGAUAGCGAAGGAGACGAACGUUUCGUGUGGAUGUAAAUUUUGAAUAAAACAAUCUUAAAACGUCUUUGUUAUACAAAUGGAACCAAAGGUUGUUGUUGUCACUGGAGCCAACGCAGGCAUAGGGCUGUCAUUGGCUGACAGGCUGCUCGAUGAAUACAGGGAUGUGCAGCUCUGUCUAGCCUGUCGAAACAAGGACAGGGCAGAAACUGCUAGAAGGAAACUCCUGCGGCGUCAUCCAGGGGCACAGGUUUCAAUUGUCCUUGUUGAUGUCAGCAGUGUAAAGUCUGUGCUGAAAGGGGCUGCAGAAAUAAGACAAAAAUUCAAACACAUAGACCUGCUGUAUUUGAAUGCAGGUAUCAUGAAGGUCUCCAGUAUCAAUAUAAAGAAAGUGCUGACCAUCUUCCAUGACUUUAGAAGGGAAGGAGCAGAGAUACUGAGUACCGGGAAGGGAGUACUCAACCACAUAAACAACAUGACUGACGAGGGGCUACAGGAGGUGUUUGCAACAAACAUUUUUGGACAUUAUGUGCUGGUUCGUGAGCUGCAGGACUGCUGUCUUGGCUCUCCUCAGUCUCAGAUUGUGUGGACGUCCUCCCAGAAUGCAGAGGCCGGGGUCUUCAACUUCCAAGAUAUCCAACAUAAACAUGGAAAGGAGCCAUACAGUUCAUCCAAACAUGCUACAGACAUUCUCAGUGUUGCCUUGAAUAGCAGACUCAAUGAAAAGGGUGUGUAUUCUACAGUGACUUGUCCUGGCCUGGUCAUGUCCAACAUCGUGUUUGCCAUCCUACCAGCGUGGUUCUGGUGGAUUGUCAUGCCUUUCCUGUACUUCAUGAGAUUCUUUGUGCCCAACCUGUCCUGUUCUGCCUAUAAUGGUGCUGAAGCUCUGAUAUGGGUGUCCAAGCAGAGGCUGGCAAGUUUGAACCCGAGGAUAAAGUACCUCAGUCACUGUUCUGUGUUUGGAAAGCGCUUCAUAGCGGAAGAAAAGUUGCAUGUGAGUGAUGAUGAUGCGGACAGUGUAUACAAUGAACUGGAGAAACUAUACCAGGGAUUCAAACACCAGUAUGAACAAGCCAACAUCAUACAUUCCGACCAAUCAUUUUCAGGGUGUCUGCAUAAUGAGCAGUCCAAGGAACAAAUAGCAAAUGGCUGGCAUUGAGUUUCACAUUUUAAGCUCCAGUGAUUUUUGUAAGCAAACAAUUCAGGUACUGGCAUAGUUUUUUUUCACUGUCAUACAAAAACUUCAACUAUGGCCAUAGCUAAGAAGCUGUCUGAACAUAGCUUAUAAACUGUCUGUGAAAAUUAACAUGAAACUUUGUAUUCAUACAGAGGGGAGGAGCAUUUAGUUGCUGCAGUGCCAAAGAACCAUAAUACAAUCAUGCAUAUUUAUUAAGUUAUCUCCCCUAUACCAUUUUUUCAUAAUAAGUGUUUGUACGGGCCAUAUCAAAUGUUCUAAAGGAUUGAAAAUUAAUGAAACUUGAAAUAUUGAGGCGGUGAGAAGAAGUGCAAUGCACAAGAACCAUGAGCCUCCCCAACACAUUUCUUAAGUUAUCUUUUUUAACCUGUUUUCUGUUGGAAAUGGGGGGUUUUCUGUGCCAUAUCUUGAAAUGUUCUAAAGGAUUGAAAUGAAACUUAGAUGGCAAUAAGAGAAAGUGCAGUACCCAAGAUUUUUAAUUCUACCCUGCAUAAUAAUUAAGUAAUCUUUCCCUUAACCGGAUAAGUUUCCUUAAUGGGUUCAGGCCAUAUCUUGGAAUGUUCUAAAGGGAUUCAAAUGAAACUUGGUAUAUAGCUAGAUGGCAAUGAUAUUAUUUAAUGUUUGAAGAUCCGUCAUGCAGCAUUCGUCUCCUACUGAUAUUUGUGAAUUUCAAUUGCUACUUUUUUAUUUCAUUGCUUGAAAUUUGCUUCAAAAUUUAAUUCUCAAACCUGCCCAUAUCUUUGCAUGUUAUGAUAUUUUUUUCAACUUGUGUAUAUAUUGCUACAACCAUUGAAUGAUUCACAUUCAACCAGCACAUUGUGUUACAACUUUCUGCCUUUUUAUAGAAAAUGGAGGAUUGCUUCCAGCAAUUCUCUUGUAUUACGGUAAUAUGUUAGUUCAUAGGAAGACCCAAACCUUGCUUCAAGUCCCAAGCAUCGGCAUCUGCUUGAUGAUGUCCAAGUAGUUUUAUUAUAAGGAUUUAACCUUAAACAUACGUAAACACAAAUGUGACGAUUAUCUGAGCAUAGUUUUAUUAUGGUUGAAAUUUAAAGUUGUUCUUGAAUUUAUAUAUUAUGGUAUGUUAACAUAUGAUUCCUAAAAUGUAUGAACAUUCAAUUGUCAGUUAUUGCACUAAGAAGUUGUUGUUUUUAAUUGUCCUUGACCAUUUUACUUGUCUGUGAUCAAUAUUUGCCCAAUAAGACUGUAUUAUGCCCAAGUCCUGACCUUAUAAAGCCAGGCAAUUCCAUAUUGUAUUUUAUGUAAAUGUAAUUAUGUCAUUUAUUUGCUGAUUUACUGAAUUUAUGUGUUACUUUUUCUAUCGAGUUUCUUGGUGCUGUCAUUGGUAAUGUAUAUUUGCAGAACAUUAAGCUGCUGUUGUUAAUUUGAUUUAAUGACCGAAUUUUAAGAUACAAUAAGUUAUGAUGAAAAUGAUAUUCACCUUUUCUGACCUUUUAAAGUUCAAUUCCCAUGAACCAUUUAUGUAAGGUACUGAUAUUGUGUUUAUAGAGGUUAUUCCCUAAAUUGCUUAAUUUGGAGUUUUAACGCGAUAUAUUUUUUUCUAUUUUUCCCCAAGUUGCUACAUGUGGUGUUUUACCAAAAUCUAUUGACUUUAUUACAUGUGUUUUUUUUUAUCAAUAUUGAUUUCCUUCUAUUAUUUCUUAAGUAGUUAAAUGUGGUGUUUUUAAAAUGUAUAUGGAAUUUUAUAUUGAAUUUGUUAUCUCUUGCUGUCUCGGUAAAACUUUAUUUUACAGUCAUUUUAAAUUUUUCCUACAUGCCCCAAUCAUAUUGUUGUGCUUAACUUGUUAAUUGUUUAUUUUUUUUAGAUUUGUUAAAUGAUGCAAAUUCAUGAAGGUCAGGUCUAGAAGUUCAGUUAUAUUGUUGUCCCUGGACUAGGUCCAAUUUUUCAACGAAUGCAUUCAAAUUAUUUUUGCUACUGAGGUAAUUUGUUCUUCUCUAGUAUAAAAGAGAAUAUGAUACUACAGACCUAGUUUCAUAAGGUUGUUGUACUGUAUAUUACCAUAGUUCUUCAAAUUGUUAGCAUGGAACUUAUUUUAUGUACAGUUGUACUUGCUGUACACCAAACUGUAUUUGCCUAUUUUAGUAUUAUGUCUGUACAUCUCAGGAAUUGAGUUGUUAUAUAUUUACAUUUGCUGUAUAUUACGUUUUAUAACAAUAAUAAUUCCUUGUAUUUCA